This is a messenger RNA of Penaeus chinensis, 1747 nucleotides long. RefSeq names its product serine protease inhibitor 88Ea-like. NCBI's taxonomy places the organism in Eukaryota, Metazoa, Arthropoda, Malacostraca, Decapoda, Penaeidae. Bases 154 to 1572 code for a protein of 472 amino acids. The transcript has 5 exons. The record is from RefSeq and is a predicted model, not a curated record. Gene Ontology annotation, molecular function: serine-type endopeptidase inhibitor activity.
UUAUUGGACAAAUAGCUUUCGAUUGAAUCUUGUCGAGUGUAGAACGUGGUUUUAGGAGCACCACCUCAGACAUAUUCGAGAAUUUGAGAUUCGUUAAGGGCUGAGGCAUCCUGAAAUAGCCCGAAGCUCUAGAGAGAAAAAUCGGGUAUUGCGAUGCGCGUCUUGCACGAGCAGUUACGUGAAGUUUCCAACUGGUCAUGGGUAAGUUUUCAGGACAAUAGAAAGAUGCCUUUCGAGAGUGAAAGGCAUACACUGUAUAUGUAUAUACACGAUACACACACACAGUGUAUAAAAGAUAAGUCUGUGCAAGCACUUGCUCAAAGCACAAAGGCGUUUAGCAAACUCAAGGUCUCUUCCAGCCCCAUGACUUCGCCGCUGCUGCUGGUGGGGUGGGCGCUGGCGGCUCUCCCAGCGCCGGCGGCCUCGCAGUGCCUCUCCCGAAACGACCACAAGUUCCUGACGAAGGACCCGGAUCUCUUCCCACUCGCGCCCUUCAGCCUCGGCAUCUUCAGGGAACUCGCGCCUCCCGAAGGGAAUUUCGUCCUAUCGCCCUUCAGCGUCUGGAGCGCCCUCGUCGUGGCCUACUUCGGGUCCGGCGGCAGCACGGAGAUGCAGUUGCGAAGGACGCUCCUGCUGAACGGAAAAGAAAAUGCUUUGGCGCUGUACAAAUGCGUCGUCGAGAUUUACGCUUCACAGGCGACGAAGCCCAACAACACGUUCAGCGCCGCCAGCCGGAUCUACGUGCAGGAAGGGUCGCCUCUGAAAGCCUGUGUCCGCGGCGCUCUCAAGGAGGAACUCGACGCUAUCGACUUCCAACAGCCCGACCUUGCAGCCGCGACGAUCAACGCGUUCGUGAGCCGCGCGAGCCGGGGCAAGAUCCCUCAAGCAGUGACCUCGCCCGACCUCGGCGGCGCCCGUGCGGUGCUCGUCAACGCCGCCCACUUCGAGGGCGUGUGGGAAGAGCCGUUCCUUCCGGAGAACACCCGCACUGAGAUUUUCUUCGCCUCCCGAGGGCGGCAGCUGCAGGUGGACAUGAUGACGCAGAGGAAUUUAUUCAAGCUAGGGUCUUCACAAGACCUGGGCGCUCGAGUGCUAGAAAUGGCGUAUAGAGGUGGAACAGCGUCCAUGUUCGUGUUCCUGCCCCUCGGCCAACAGGAUCUGAACCAGAUGCUCCUUCGCCUCAAUCCCACCACGUUCCUUGCCGCCAUGACGUCCACGAGAGCACAGGAAGUCGAUCUCAGUUUCCCCAAGUUCAGGGUCGAGACUGUCAUGCAACGGGAUCUCUUAACGGCUCUCGCACGAAUGGGGAUCAACGACCUGUUUACGGAGACCAGUGACCUGACGACCUUCUUCGCCGGGGGAGGUCGCCACCGGCUGGACUGGGCUCUCCACACGGCAGCGCUGGAGGUGGACGAGCGAGGGGCCUCGUCGGCGGCGAUCGCAGGGGCCUCUAGUGCCCCGGUCUCGACGCAAGAGCCUGUGCCCUUCCGCUGCGACAGGCCCUUCGUCUUCCUUGUUUACGACAAAGUAAAUCGCAACAUUCUCUUUGCUGGGGUCUUCAGACUGCCGUGAGUCCCAGCCGAGGGAGGGGGCUGUUGGGCGUGAUGGAGGCGGCAAAUAAAUAUAUCUGGAUCUACCUGUCUGUCAGCCUACCUGGCUCUCUCGAUCUAUAGCUAUAUCUAUGUCUAUCUAUCUAUCUUUUUUAUACUUUUAUUCCUACCCCCUUUCUCUCUCUCCACACAUGUAC